AGCUUUUGACCUUGUCCGAGAGAUAACCCUCACAAACUCCAUCUCCUCCUCCGCUUCCCUCGCCUCUUCCGCGCCAUGAUGCAGCAGCCACCUCCAGCCGCUAACGGUGCCGUCGCCGCAGGGCCAGGAGAUCAGCAAGCUUACCACCACCAGCAAUCGUGGAUGAUGCAGCCCCACCAAGCUCAGCCACCAGCAGGAUGGAAUCCUCAAUCAGCGCCGUCUCUAGGUCAACCACUACAGCAUCCGCAAUACAGCGGUGGAUCUCAAACUCCAGGAUCAGGAGACGAGAUCCGCUCCUUGUGGAUCGGAGACUUGCAGCCGUGGAUGGACGAAAACUACCUCGUGAACAGCUUCUCCAUCACCGGAGAGGUUCAACAAGCCAAAGUCAUCCGCAACAAGCAGAGUGGAUACUCCGAAGGCUACGGCUUUAUCGAGUUUGUGAGCCACGCUGCAGCCGAGAGGAUUCUCCAGACUUACAACGGUGCUCUAAUGCCCAACAGUGAGCAGACCUUCAAGCUGAACUGGGCUGGUGAGAGGCGCCAGUCCGAAGGGCCUGAGCACACUGUUUUCGUUGGAGAUUUGGCGCCUGAUGUUACGGACUACAUGCUUACCGAGACGUUCAAGAAUGUGUAUUCAUCUGUCAAGGGCGCUAAGGUUGUGAUUGAUAGGACUACCGGGCGGUCCAAGGGGUACGGGUUUGUUAGAUUCGGGGAUGAGAGUGAGCAGAUGAGGGCUAUGACUGAGAUGAAUGGUCAGUAUUGCUCGUCUAGGCCUAUGCGUACUGGCCCGGCUGCUAACAAGAAGCCUCUUACAAUGCAGCAACCAGGUGGAUAUCAGAACCCACAAGGAAAUGCCGGAGAAAGUGAUCUAACUAACACAACAAUUUUUGUUGGAGCGUUGGAUGAAAGUGUGACAGAAGAUGUUUUGAAGUCAGUUUUUGGUCAAUUUGGUGAACUCGUUCAUGUUAAAAUACCAGCAGGAAAACGUUGCGGAUUUGUUCAGUAUGCUAAUAGGGCAUGUGCAGAGCAAGGACUCAACGCCUUGAAUGGAACACAACUUGGCGGUCAAAGCAUUCGUCUUUCAUGGGGUCGCACUACUUCCAACAAGCAGACUCAGCCUGAUCAAGCACAGUACGGUGGUGGUGGUGGAUACUAUGGGUAUCCUCCUCAGGGAUACGAAGGUUACGGAUAUGCACCUCCUCCUCAGGACCCUAACGCCUACUAUGGUGGCUACCCUGGUGCCGGCUAUGGAAACUACCAGCAGCCUGGUGGUGGCUACCAGCAGCCUGGUGGUGGCUACCAGCAGCAACAGCAGUGAAGCAUGAUGUGAAUGUCGUGGUCGAGCUGAAGUACUUGAAAGCUGUCUGUGAUGGUGAAUGAAUGAUUGAAGUCGACGUGCAUUAGCUAUUAUUAUUCUCUCUACAACUCUUCUUUUCUUUUCCUUUGUUUUCUCUCGCGUGACAAUUGUUGAGUGCCCUCCUUGAAGUCGUAUACAAAAGAGGCUUUAACUGAAAUGCUUUUUGUUUGUCAUUUGACUAUUACAUUUCUCUUUGUUGUUUCAGAACUUUUCUUUUGCAUCCCUAAUUCAACAGAUUCUAAAAGGGCACAA
This is a messenger RNA of Brassica napus (rape), 1608 nucleotides long. Its product is annotated as polyadenylate-binding protein RBP45C. NCBI's taxonomy places the organism in Eukaryota, Viridiplantae, Streptophyta, Magnoliopsida, Brassicales, Brassicaceae. Gene Ontology annotation, cellular component: cytosol. Bases 76 to 1317 code for a protein of 413 amino acids. The transcript is spliced from 7 exons. Gene Ontology annotation, molecular function: mRNA binding. The record is from RefSeq and is a predicted model, not a curated record.